ACUUAUCUGAUCCUGAUCGAGUCUGAACCUCCGCGAUCCGGAAUCAGAAAUAUCAAACAUGUUUGAUGUUUAUGAGUCCAGAUCAGGGAGGCCUUGAGACCACCUUGAGACGAGCGUCCAGGUGGACCAGAGACGACUUGUGCUCCCCCGGUUGCCUCCUCUUGUGAUUGCGCCCCCUGCUGGCUCUCUUUUACCUCUCUCUCCUCUCUGUCCUCUCUCUGCUCCUCUGUUUUCCCCGGGCAGACAUCGUUAGCACCUUGAGGCCGGACGAGAAGGCCGUCAUGACUUAUGUGUCGUGUUACUACCACGCCUUCUCAGGCAAGCAGAAGGCAGAGACAGCGGCCAACAGGAUCUGUAAGGUGCUGGCUGUGAACCAGGAGAACGAGCAGCUGAUGGAGGACUAUGAGAAGCUGGCCAGUGAUCUGCUGGAGUGGAUCCGGCGCACCAUCCCCUGGCUGGAGAACCGCCUCCCUGAGAACACCAUGCAGGCCAUGCAGCAGAAGCUGGAGGACUUCAGAGACUACCGGCGCCUCCACAAGCCGCCCAAAGUGCAGGAGAAGUGUCAGCUGGAGAUCAACUUCAACACGCUGCAGACCAAACUGAGGCUCAGCAACAGGCCCGCCUUCAUGCCCUCCGAGGGGAAGAUGGUCUCGGACAUCAACAAUGCGUGGGGAAACCUGGAGGGAGCAGAGAAAGGAUACGAGGAGUGGCUCCUCAACGAGAUCCGCCGGCUGGAAAGACUCGACCACCUCGCCGAGAAGUUUCGCCAGAAAGCAGCGAUCCACGAGGCCUGGACUGAAGGUAAGGAGGACAUGCUGCAGCAGCGCGACUACGAGGCGGCGUCUCUGUCGGAGAUCAAAGCUCUGCUGAAGAAACACGAGGCCUUCGAGAGCGACCUGGCUGCACAUCAGGACCGCGUGGAGCAGAUCGCCGCCAUCGCACAGGAGUUAAAUGAGCUGGACUACUACGACUCCCCGAGUGUGAACGCUCGCUGCCAGCGGAUCUGUGACCAGUGGGACGCUCUGGGAGCGCUGACCCAGAAACGCAGCGAGGCUUUACAGAGGACCGAGAAGCUUCUGGAAACCAUCGACCAGCUGUACCUCGAGUUCGCCAAGAGGGCGGCGCCGUUCAACAACUGGAUGGAGGGCGCCAUGGAGGACCUGCAGGACACAUUCAUCGUCCACACCAUCGAGGAGAUCCAGGGAUUGAGCACGGCUCACGAGCAGUUCAAAGCCACGCUGCCCGAGGCCGACAAAGAGCGCCAGGCCAUCCUCGGCAUCCACAACGAGAUCGCCAAGAUUGUGCAGACCUACCACGUGAACAUCGCCGGCUCCAACCCGUACACCACCAUCAACCCGCAGGAGGUCAACGCCAAAUGGGACAAGGUCAGGCAGCUGGUGCCGCAGCGCGACCAGGCGCUGAUCGAGGAACACGCCCGGCAGCAGAACAACGAGCGCCUGCGCAGACAGUUUGCAAACCAGGCCAACGUCAUCGGACCCUGGAUCCAGACCAAGAUGGAGGAGAUCGGACGCAUCUCAAUCGAGAUGCACGGCACGCUGGAGGAUCAGCUGACUCACCUCCGCCAGUACGAGAAGAGCAUCGUCAACUACAAGCCAAAGAUCGACCAGCUGGAGGGAGACCACCAGCUGAUCCAGGAGGCGCUCAUCUUUGACAACAAGCACACCAACUACACCAUGGAGGUAAGACAGAGAGCCUCUUCUGGUUUCUCUUUCAGACUCCUCUCACCUGGGUGGAGAACAUCCUGUUUAUGUAUUUAGAUUUGAGGUUUCAGU
Molecule: messenger RNA, 1793 nt
Organism: Labrus mixtus (cuckoo wrasse)
Lineage: Eukaryota; Metazoa; Chordata; Actinopteri; Labriformes; Labridae
Gene: actn1
Product: actinin, alpha 1
Exons: 11
Coding region: 282-1778 (498 amino acids)
Biological process (GO): actin cytoskeleton organization; muscle cell development
Cellular component (GO): cell junction; cell projection; cortical actin cytoskeleton
Molecular function (GO): actin filament binding
Source: RefSeq, a predicted model, not a curated record